AUGUUCUGGAGGACACCGAGGACAAUCCAGUACGCACAGAUAUUUCUUGUUAUCGCCCCGGCCUUUAUCCUGUACGGUUACAAUCAAGCCGGACUUUCGGCACUCCUCGAUCUCCGCGAUGUGAUCUGCUACUUCCCCCAGAUUGACACUGUCAACACACAUGGAGCCAAGGAGGCAGAGAAUUCAACUAUCAAGGGUCUCAUCAAUGGCUGUUUGCAAUUGGGAGCCCUUGUUGGUGCAUUGUCCUGCUCCGUGAUUGGUGAUGUUAUCGGCCGUCGAAAGACCAUCUUCGUUGCUGGAAUCUGCGCCGCAGCUGGCCAGAUUCUCCAAUGUACAGCAUUCUCACUUGGUCAGUUUACCAUGGGCCGUAUUGUACUGGGUGUUGGAGUUGGUCAGUUGAGUGUUAUUGUGCCGGUAUGGCAAGCAGAAAGCUCUUCUGCUGGUAAUCGUGGCCGUAAGGUCAUUACCGCCGGCAUCUUCAUUUGCGUGGGAUUCGUACUUUCUAGCUGGAUCAAUUUAGGCUUCAGCAAGGCCUCCUUACCCCCGCUGCAGUGGCGCAUUUCGCUGGCAAUCCCGGCUCUCUUCUCCUUUAUUAUCUGCGUCUCCAUUUUUACACUUCCUGAAUCCCCUCGCUGGCUGGUCCAGAAGCACCGCAUCGCGGAAGCAACAGAAGCACUCGCGCAGCUCAAUGGCAUGCCCAGCCAUGACGAACAUGUUCAAUACGGGAUAUGCCAAAUCAGAAAUUCAUUAGAGACAGGCCCAAAAGUUUCCAUCAAGGAUAUAUUCGACAGGAACGACCAAAACCGGCUCCUAUACCGGUUUGGAUUAUGCCUCGUAAUACAAACACUCCAACAACUCGUGGGCGGGAAUUUGAUCUCGAUCUACACGACGAGUAUCUUCGAAAGAAAUUUGCACCUUCAAGGUGAUAUCCCAGCAAUCGUGGCCGCGAGCUCCCUGACCUGGAAGUUCCUUUGCUCUUUUAUAUCAUUUUUCGCAGUCGACCGUCUAGGGAGACGUUGGAUCUUCGUUAUAAGUGGGACUGGCAUGUCGAUGUGUAUGGUCGCCAUGGCCGCUGCCACAAGCUUUUCCUCGUCAAACCAUGCUGCCUCAAUUGUUGCAGCCGUGUUUAUAUUUAUAUUCAAUUUUUGCUACCCAAUCGGCUUCUUGGGGGGAAAUUUUCUGUACUGCGCUGAGAUUGCCCCUGCCCACCUACGAGCGGCCAUGUCCUCCAUAUCGACUGCGAACCAUUGGCUGUGGAACUUUAUCAUCACCAUGGUCACACCGGUUGCAUUGUCUAGUAUCGGCUGGAAAUAUUAUAUUGUCUUUGCCGCCACAUCUGCGUGUGUUCCUCUGAUUGUGUUGCCUUUCUUUCCAGAGACCAUGAAUCGUAAUUUGGAGCUGAUUGACAAAGUAUUCAAAGAAGCCCCCACUGUCUGGGAUAUUGUUCCAAUGGCUAGGCGGUUGCCACAGGGUGAUGCCCAGCCCAACGUGGGCGGUAUGAGUGAGGAGAAGAAUGCUGAAGGAGAGGUUGCCAGAGCUGAGCAAAGAGAAUUUGCUUGA
Aspergillus pseudotamarii is the source of this 1560-nucleotide messenger RNA. Its product is annotated as sugar porter family MFS transporter. Bases 1 to 1560 code for a protein of 519 amino acids. Lineage: Eukaryota; Fungi; Ascomycota; Eurotiomycetes; Eurotiales; Aspergillaceae. Gene Ontology annotation, molecular function: carbohydrate:proton symporter activity. Gene Ontology annotation, cellular component: membrane. The transcript has a single exon. The record is from RefSeq and is a predicted model, not a curated record. Gene Ontology annotation, biological process: transmembrane transport; carbohydrate transport.